Molecule: messenger RNA, 1215 nt
Organism: Lolium rigidum
Lineage: Eukaryota; Viridiplantae; Streptophyta; Magnoliopsida; Poales; Poaceae
Product: ethylene-responsive transcription factor CRF1-like
Exons: 3
Coding region: 1-1215 (404 amino acids)
Biological process (GO): regulation of DNA-templated transcription
Molecular function (GO): DNA binding; DNA-binding transcription factor activity
Source: RefSeq, a predicted model, not a curated record
AUGGUGGAAGUAGUCGGGACCGGAGGAAAAAUAGCGAGGCAGGGCAUCAAGAAAGAAGCCGAAGCGUCCAUGUCUAUGGCGCUGCCGAGGCUGAUCCGCAUCUCCUGCGUUGAUCGCGACGCGACGGACUCCUCCGGUGAUGACUCGCCGCGGCUGGUGGCCCGUCGAUACGUGGAGGAAGUCCGCAUCGAGCAGCAGCCGAGGACCACAGCGUCGCCGCCGGAAGCUCCUUGCCGCGGAGGUGAUGUCCUAGUAGGCACCAAGAGGAAACCCGGUGGUAUGGACGCGGCAGAAGAACGUAAGUACCGUGGGGUGCGGAAGCGGCCGUGGGGUAAGUACGCGGCCGAGAUCCGCGAUCCGAACAAGGCCGCGCGGGUGUGGCUCGGCACUUUCGACACCGCCGAGGAGGCUGCCAGGGUGUACGACAGCGCCGCACUCCGGCUCCGCGGGCCUUCAGCGACAACAAACUUCCCUGCCCCGUCGUCGCCUUCUGCCACCAUGGCCGACAUCGACCAUGAUGCCAACAACCUCCUCGCCUCCUCCUCUGAGGAGUCCAGCGACGAGUCACAGCAUGUCGGCUCACCUGUCUCCGUUCUUCGGACGCCGGCCGAGACGGCGACGACCAUCGCCAAUGGCGGUAAGCCCGAUGAGAUGAUUGAUCCCCUGAGUUCGACUAUGAAUCUUUCGCCCGACAGAUUGCUCCAAGAGGAGACGUGCUGCAAUGGCAGCGGCGUGUUCUCUCCAUUCUGCACUGCCGAUGUGAUUGUACCGCCGGAGGAUGAAGACUGCAUGUUCCCUGGUCUCUCAUUCGCUGCGCCGCGGAUCCUUGACCACGAUGACUACCCAAUAUCAUCGCACCUUGAGUACCACUCCGCCGCCGAGCCGGUGAGCUUGCUGGACCUGGGAGAGCUGCCGAUGUGGCAAGAAGUGGAUUGCUUCUUCAGUGAUCAGUGCGGCAACAACAUCGAUAGUUCAUCAGGUUACAGGCGCGGGUUACAGGCAGUCUACAGCGGGGGCGAGUGGGCUGGUCUCGGUCGCCGGUUACAGGCAGUCCGCAGCCGUGCUGCAGGAAAUAGCUCGGGCAGGAGAAUCAUUGUGAGCAUCCUCGACCUGGAGUCGUCGUGGCGCCACCGAUGUGAUGGACCAGCCCUUUUCCAAGGCCCUCAAUGCUGCUACAGGUUGUUCAGCAAAGAGAGUUUGGAGGAGUUCGACUGA